AUAAGAAGAAUAAUAAGAAAAUCCCGAAACCCUAUUCUCUCCUAAAUCCUCCCAAUUUCUCCUCUAUCCAUAAUCCGGCCACCGGCCAUUCUUUCUCGUUCUUCCCCAAAUUCUACUUCCAAAUCCCUAAUUCUAUCUUCUCGAUCCCUAAAUUCCCAAAUAUCACCCAAUACGAAUCCCGUUAGAAACAUCUGGUAUCAGAGCCCGGUUCGAGAAUUGAGUUCACCACAACUCUCAACCGGGGACGAGUUCUACAACUGGUUCGACGAUGAGCUCUUCAAAGCUCUCGAACCUGUCGUGGGCAGAGCUGCGUGACCGGGCUCGCCGCAUCGGCCGUCAUUGGAGCUCCGAGGAGCUGCCGACCGGGAAUGCCACCACAGUAGAAGAGCAGCUGUCGGUUGUGCAGGUUGACUCAGAGGGUGAAGUUGAGAGGCGAGCAGAGAAACCGGACGUGGAAGAGGUUUUGGCAAUCGAGCCGCCAGCCACGGAAGAGCUUCCAAACGUCACCAACAAACAGCAGCAGUUUCCGACAGCAUCGGUCACCACGACUGCGACUUCACCACCAACACAGUUUGCAGCGGUUGGACAACCACCCAGGGAGAAGAAACGAAACAAGGCUGCCGAGGUUUCUUUCGUGGUCGUGACCGAAGAGGAAGGAGGUCUUGCCUCUUUCGUCCUUGUUCCCGACAAGGAGAGGACAAUCACCCCUGAACAAGAAAAAAGAAGACGUUUGGCUGCCUUUGCUGUUUUUCCAAGCAAAGAGAACACAUUUGUCUUUGAGAAGGAACCCAAAGAUGAAAUUGCAGGGAGUAUAGCAACGCCAAAUCGGCCAGCAAACUGGAGAUUUAGGAAAAAGAAGGUGCGACCAAGCGAAGGAGGCCGCAUCGCGGUGGCGUCGUUGCCAAGUUCGAGAAGGUACUUGGAGCCACUAGUUGGACUCGGUGAGGCGAAACCGACCGCUGCAACGGUCGAAAUUCAAACGGCCAAGAUCGGGGAGUCUCGAUUGAGCUCAGCUGAGCCUCACGUCACCAUCUCUCGACGCAAAGAGGAGUUGGCGUCGAUCGACGCAGAGUCAAAUGCCGCCACGAACAGAAUUGUCGCACGAGGUCGGGAAUUUUGCUCGUUGCUGGCAGAGCUCAGCACCGCGACCGCCGGACGAAACGAGUUGGAGAAGAAGCCUAUGAUUCGAACCGCCACAGGUUCGGAGGCAAGGUUGGCAAGGCAGGCUCGCCGGGUUUCUCUGCCAGCAACACGAAGCGGUUACGGGGCGUCGCAGUCGACGAGGAAUCCAACCGGUACGGCGAUCGAUGAGAAGAAAGAAGCGGAGCACUCGCCGGAGAACGGGGCGAAGCGGUUGCCAUCAAAGAAGAUGACGGCGACCAUCGUGGCCGCGUCGACCGUUGAGAAGACAGUGCAGGAGUCGGGGCGAGGAGUGUGCUGGUCUCCGCGCCAUGGGCUGGGCAGUUCGCUGCCAAGAGAGGAGCCGCCGUCGAAGGUGGAGGAGGUGGACGGUGACGACGUCGAUCGACGACGAGAAACAGUUCGGGGUCACCGGAUUUUGCAGUCAGCGACGCAGAUUGUGGGGAUGGCGCCGCGAUUGAUGUUGGCCAAGGGUGAUGCGCCGAUCGCCGAGAAACGGAGGCUUGUGGCGCCGGAGUCGACUUCUUGUGGUUUGGCGUGCCGCUUGCUGGAGGACGAGAAGAAGAAGAGAGGCGGCGACGUUGAUUUCCUCCGGGAGCCUCUGUGUCUUCUUCCCUCCUUCGAAGCUGAGCAAAGAAGCUAUAAAGGGCUGGUCAGCUGGGCCGAGGAGCGUGGGCCGAAUGGUCAGAUGACCUAAUGCAAGUGGGCCGAGUUUCCUGGGCCGUUAGAUCUGACAGGGGGAAAGGAAUGAUGGGGCUGGAGAUAAGCUAUGGGCCGAAAAUUAAGAGGAAGUGGGCUGAGGAUGAGAUUGCUUGUGGGUGUAGUCUGCAGGAGAGGGUUAAGCCCAACGUGGGCUGGGUUAUGAAGGCAAUGGGCUCAAUGGUUUGGAAGGACCAUUUAGUAUGCUUGGAAGAUGGGUUUUCGAGAGAGCAUGAUCCAAUUGGGUUUGGAGAACCAUUAGAGCAAAUUUACGGGCUAGCUCCAAGAAAGAUGUUCACAGGCC
This is a messenger RNA of Linum trigynum, 2143 nucleotides long. The record is from the annotation of a GenBank genome assembly. NCBI's taxonomy places the organism in Eukaryota, Viridiplantae, Streptophyta, Magnoliopsida, Malpighiales, Linaceae.